AUGAAAAUUCGAUAUUGUUGUUCACUUGCGCGACCUUUGCGACUCUUCAAGGUGUCGCUGCUCAGCGGUUUCUGUCGUCAGAAGAAGACUUUCAACAUGGCGAUGGGUGAAGGCGAUUACAAGGACUUUGGACCUCUGGUUGGAGCUAUCGACCAAGGAACUUCCAGCAGUAGGUUCUUGCUCUUUGCAAGUAAAACUGCAGAACUACUUGCCUUUCACCAAAUUGAGGUUGAAAGUGUCUAUCCUAAGGAAGGAUGGGUGGAGCAAGAUCCAAAGGAAAUUUUGUCAUCUGUGUAUCAUUGUAUGGAGCAGACACUUCACAGCUGCAAAGACUUGAAAAUCAACCCAGCUGAUAUCAAAGCUGUUGGGAUUACAAAUCAGAGAGAAACAACAGUGGUUUGGGACAAGGUCACUGGGGAACCACUUCACAAUGCUAUAAUUUGGCUUGACACAAGGACAAAAUCAACUGUCGAUCAGUUUGAAGCAAACACCCCAGAAAAGACCAGAGAACAUGUCAGAGCAUUGUGUGGCCUUCCUAUCAACACUUACUUCAGUGCAGUGAAGUUAAAGUGGUUGAUUGACAAUGUUGAGGCAGUGAAAAAGGCUGUGGAAGAAGACAGGUGUCUGUUUGGGACUGUGGACUCAUGGCUGAUUUGGAACAUGACUGGUGGUAAAAAAGGGGGCUUGCAUAUCACUGACAUUACAAAUGCCUCACGAACCAUGCUUCUCAACCUGAAGACGCAAAGUUGGGAUCCAUACUUGUGCAAAUUCUUCAGCAUUCCAAUGUCAGUUUUACCAACUGUGAAAAGUUCCUCAGAAAUAUAUGGGAAACUUGUUGAUGGUCCUCUCAGUGGAGUCCCAAUAUCAGGGUGCCUUGGUGACCAGCAAGCAGCAUUAGUUGGACAACUGUGCUUUAAUCAGGGAGAUGCCAAAAACACCUAUGGCACUGGAUGUUUUCUUCUCUACAACACAGGACAAGAGGUGGUCCUCUCUCAGAAUGGUUUGCUGACAACUGUUGCAUACAAGCUGGGUCCUGACCAACCCACAGUGUACGCUUUAGAGGGCUCAGUUGCCAUCACUGGUGCUGCUGUGAAGUGGCUGAGAGAUAACCUCAAUCUUAUCAGCUCAGCAUCAGAGAUUGAAACCUUAGCAGCCAAAGUAGAGAGUUCAGCUGGUGUGUACUUUGUUCCAGCAUUCUCUGGUUUGUAUGCUCCUUAUUGGCAGACAGACGCAAGAGGAGUGAUCAUAGGAUUGACCCAGUUUACCAACAAGGCACAUAUAGCAAGGGCCACUCUAGAGGCAGUGUGCUUCCAGACACGCGAGCUCUUGGAUGCCAUGAACAUGGAUUGUGGGAUACCGCUUGCAUCUCUUCAAGUUGAUGGUGGUAUGACGGUGAACAACUUGUUGAUGCAGCUUCAAGCUGAUAUCCUGGGAAUUUCUGUAGUGCGUCCAACAAUGCCAGAAACCACAGCCUUGGGGGCAGCAAUGGCUGCUGGUAUGGCUAAAGGAGUAGAAGUGUGGACUGUUCAAGCAGAGGACAAGUCUCAAAUAAACACUGAUAUCUUUGAGCCAGCUGUUGAUACACAUGCUCGAGAUCACCAUUAUGCUCGAUGGAAGAAGGCUGUUCAGAGAACCAUGAAGUGGGAAGUGGAUGAUGUUGAGAACCAAGGUUGAAAGCACAAAAGGUGUGUUAACAGAGAAGUUAUUGUGGAGAUUUAUCCCAGUCAUCCUCUGCAGUUGUGGGACCCAUACUUUUUAUAUUUGGUAGUUUAGCAAUAGGCUUGAUUGCCUCUAAACUAAGAUAGCAGUUAAAGAGAGAAGAUAUCUAAUUGAAUGAAUGAUUUAGUAUUAAUUUAUUACAAAAUUUAUUUUCGAUGAAAUUACUAAUUGUGUCCAUGAGAUUUAGCCACAAAGGGAUUAAGUGAAUGAAGUAUUUUUUUUCAUGUUGAAGUAUGUUUUGGCAUGUAUGUGGCAUAUAUUGUCAGUAUUAUUAACAUAAUAUCAAUGUUGAGAAAGGGUUGGGUUUAAUAUGUUAACCUCUGUUAUGUAGUUCCAAGGAUUGUCAGUUUUAGAGCAAUUUUGCGAUUGAGUGUCAAAAGUCAUCUGGAAUUGCUUUGGUUUUACUUUACUUUGCUUUGUGGUCUACAAAGCUUGCUCCAUCCUCUCAACUAAUCACAUUGAAAUCUAAAACCAAACAGGACUUAGUCAUUCUUGCCCCCCUACCCCUACUACGUUAUGCAGAUUGGUUGUUUAUUAUGAGCUCUCAUUGAAUCUUUGUCACGUUUUCCCUUCUUCCUCCUUCCUUCCUUCUGAUUAUUUUGGUUUUGGUUUAAUGACGCUCACUCGAGAUUUGCUCUAUUCAUCACCUGAAGUAUUUAAACCCUUCCUCCUAAGAUCAGAGUAGAUGUUCUCCCCUCUAGAUGCCAUAGAAUUCCUUGUAAGUUAGGCAGGAGAAUUUGGUGUUACAUCUAACAUGACCAUCUGACCGAUAACUUGGGCAAUUCUCAACACCUGUUUGCUGGAAGUUGUAUUGACAGUUUAGGGAGAAGUGACAUUUUAGUCACCCCAGAGUGAAAGGGACAAUUGUUACAAUGGCAUAAGAGUAUGUUUGUUUUUCUUCUGCCGUGACUUUCUCUUGGAAACAACAAUUUAUUUAUCCAUCAGAUUUAAGUAUAGGACAAAUUCAGUUACUUUUGUAACAACUGAACUCAUAAUCACGUUUGAAACAUUAAAACAACAAUAAUGAAG
This is a messenger RNA of Pocillopora verrucosa, 2748 nucleotides long. RefSeq names its product glycerol kinase 3-like. Gene Ontology annotation, cellular component: mitochondrion. Gene Ontology annotation, molecular function: glycerol kinase activity. The record is from RefSeq and is a predicted model, not a curated record. NCBI's taxonomy places the organism in Eukaryota, Metazoa, Cnidaria, Anthozoa, Scleractinia, Pocilloporidae. Gene Ontology annotation, biological process: phosphorylation; triglyceride metabolic process; glycerol-3-phosphate biosynthetic process.